GACAACCAUUUUAAAUUAGGUAUAUUUAUUUUGUUAUCUGCAAUUAUCGGCAUUGUUUAUAUUACAUAUGUUUGAUAAUAUUUUCCUUAUAAUUAGUAUUAGUAGCAGUACUCUGCAUGAAUAUAUAAAUAUGUAUGUAUAUUGUAUACGUUUAGUUCGCGUCUUACAUUCAACAUAUCAACGUUACCUGUACUAAGAGCAUUAUUGUGACAUGGAUAAAAAGAUGUUGCUAUUUAUUAUUGUGAUUUUUAUUGCAGCAAGUGUGCAUAUGUCUGACAGCGCUGCUGUUGAAAAAGGUCUUGAAUACAUAGACCCCAAUGACAAUAUCCCCGAGUCCUGUAGGAACCAGACAUUUUGUACAAUCAAAACGGAAGACUACCCGGAGGAACCAUUAACUAAGCAUUUUGAAAAUCACAAAAUGAUACUGCAACGAGAAAUACAUACGAGAAAAAGAAGAUUUGGUGACGAAGAUGGCUUUGAAUGCCAAUAUGAAACAAGCUUCGAGCCUCUGUUCAAAGUUAAGAAUAGAGACGGGCAGUGGCGCACGGUGAUACAAUCAGCUGACAGGAUACAAAGAUUUCGCCUCAACAUUUGCAGUAAUCCCGGAGAAUCCUGUACCAAUGGCAUAGAAGAGACAGGAAUAAUGGGAUUCGUUAGCAUUUGCAAACAGCUGUACACUCUAAUGGAAAUUACAGUGUUGAAAGAUAAUAACGAGACGGAGAAUAUCUAUGCGCAGUUGCCCACCGCUUGUACAUGUGCUUUGAAAAAAACUAACAUAGAGUAACCCAGGCUUUUGUUAUUUGACAAAUCAUAUAAGUGAAACAUAAAAAUAAAAUUAAUAGUAGAAUGUUUUGUAUUUGUAUAAAUAAACGUUGCGGGAAUUCGCUUGUCUAAAUAUUACAAAUAAUUAAAGUGUAUUUAUAGGUGAGGCAAUAGAAAAUGAGAAAAUUCUCUGGUAUGCAGGUUUCCUCACAAUGUUUUCCUUCACCGUUUGAGACACGUGAUAUUUAAUUUCUUAAAAUGCACACAACUGAAAAGUUGGAGGUGCAUGCCCCGGACCGGAUUCGAACCCACAGAACGAACUAGUCUUUAAAACGGCUGAAUCUCCACGGUAUCAACGGAAUUUGAGAAAAAGUGAAUUUCUCGUGGACGAACUCGCGGGCGUCCGCUAGUUUAUUUAUAAAUAGAUAGCGAGUGUCAAACAGGUUGUCAGUGAUAGCAUUUCGCGCUUUCUCUCAAACCUGCCGCGCCUAGGCAACUAGUCUAGCUGGUCGAGAUUUUAACAAAGAGACAUCCUAACCGAUUUCCAAAAAGGAGGUACCUACGCAAGUACGCAAUCCCGUUUAAAAAAAAAGUAUUUUUUUUGUUGAGAGAUGUCAUAGCGGUGGAUAUGACCUCUGCCUUCGAUUCGGAGGGCGUGGGUUCGAAUCCGGUCCGAGGCAUGCUACUCCAACUAUUCAGAUAUUAUGUGCAUUUUAAUGGUGUAAGAAAAACAACACGAGGGAACCUGCUCAACUGAGAAUUUUGUUAAUUCUCUACGUGUGUGAAGUCUGCUAAUCCGCAUUGGUAAACUAUUGGUAAGCCCUCUCAUUCUGAGAGGAGACUCGUGCUCAAUAGUAUGUCGAAAAUGGGUUGCUAAUGAUGAUGAUUACCUGUAUUAGCGUGGUGGGUCUAAGCUCCAUAUCCCCUCCACCUCCAU
Molecule: messenger RNA, 1699 nt
Organism: Bicyclus anynana (squinting bush brown)
Lineage: Eukaryota; Metazoa; Arthropoda; Insecta; Lepidoptera; Nymphalidae
Product: neurotrophin 1
Exons: 6
Coding region: 212-784 (190 amino acids)
Biological process (GO): regulation of Toll signaling pathway; central nervous system formation; innate immune response
Cellular component (GO): extracellular region
Molecular function (GO): growth factor activity; Toll binding
Source: RefSeq, a predicted model, not a curated record